AUGGCAAAAGCCAAAGCCCGACAGCCCAGCAAGCCGAACGCUCCGAAUCCUCACAUUUACGCUCGAAUAAACUUCCUCUAUCAGUCCGCACAACUUCUCUCCUAUAGCCAGGUCUCUGAUACUACUACUACUACUCCUCAUCCUCCUCCUUCCAGUCCUGGCACUGGCCCUUCCAGCGCCAACACCUCUCUCUCUCGCUUCUACCUCUCAAAUGCUCGCGCAGUCGCAAAAAAAUCAGUACUGCGUAUCUCACCAGCUGUUAAGCGCACUAUCUGCAAGCGGUGCGAUGCUCUUUUGAUCCCUGGCGCCACAAGUACACAUAGCAUUGUGAACGACAGCCAUAAUGGACGCAAACCAUGGGCAGACGUUCUUGUCGUCGAAUGCAAGGGUUGUGGCGCAGUAAAGCGGUUCCCUGUUGGUAUGGAAACCAAGAAGAAGAAGGACUGGAAACUGUGGAGUGAGAGGCCGGAUAUAGUUAUUGGUGGAGAGGCCAAGAACAAUCGUGGGGAUCAAGAGCAGCAGCAGAUGGAGAUAGAUACAACGGAAGGCCUUGUUCCUCACAAGGCUGAGGAACCGGAUUCAAAGGAUACUGUCGAUGUAACAGAAGAUGUAGCAAGGAUACAUGAUCAUGGCACCGCUGCAUAA
This is a messenger RNA of Morchella sextelata, 645 nucleotides long. RefSeq lists its product as uncharacterized. Gene Ontology annotation, biological process: tRNA processing. Gene Ontology annotation, cellular component: nucleolar ribonuclease P complex. The record is from RefSeq and is a predicted model, not a curated record. The transcript has a single exon. Bases 1 to 645 code for a protein of 214 amino acids. Lineage: Eukaryota; Fungi; Ascomycota; Pezizomycetes; Pezizales; Morchellaceae.